Molecule: messenger RNA, 2983 nt
Organism: Asterias rubens (European starfish)
Lineage: Eukaryota; Metazoa; Echinodermata; Asteroidea; Forcipulatida; Asteriidae
Product: DNA repair protein XRCC1-like
Exons: 15
Coding region: 102-2189 (695 amino acids)
Biological process (GO): double-strand break repair via nonhomologous end joining; base-excision repair; single strand break repair
Cellular component (GO): nucleus
Molecular function (GO): damaged DNA binding
Source: RefSeq, a predicted model, not a curated record
UCGGGCAUUAUUUUUAACUUUCCGCGCAGUUUGUCUUUCGGUGUUUUCACCUUCAAGAAGUGGGUGAAGUACUUUGAAAAGUCUUACUAAAUGAAAGCAGGAUGCCUGCCAUUAAGUUACAGUAUGUUGUGUCGUCUAGCAGUGAAGAUACGACACACAAGGCAGACAACCUUUUGAAACCAGAGUCUUAUCGGAAGUGGAAAUGUGCUGAAGAUGCUGAAAGAAAAGCCUCUGUUAUUCUGCAGUUUGAGAAAGCGUCCCAGAUUCAUUCCAUUGAUAUUGGAAAUGACAACUCUGCAUUUGUGGAGGUGUUGGUCGGCCAUUCCACUUCAACCUCAUCAGAUGACUAUCAGGUGGUACUUGUUACAUCGUCAUUCAUGAGCCCCAUGGAUAGCAAGAAUGGAAUCAACACAAACCGCGUCCGCAUGUUUGGUCCUGAGAAACUCUCUAAAGCUGUCUUAGACAAGAAAUGGGAUCGAGCCAAAGUUGUUUGCUCUCAGCCUUUUAAUAAGUUGAGUUCAUACGGCUUGUCUUUUAUCAAGUUCCACUCUCCGCCUGAAAAAACUGAGGUGUCUUCAUCAGCCAAUCAAUCGGAGCAACAGAGUUCCAGUAAACUUGGAAUGUUCAGACUGAAGGAGGACACCAAGUCCACAAGUUUAACGGCUGGAAGUUUCUUUAAACAGAGAAGCAUACCAAAGACGGAACCAGCGCCACUUACUGGUGCUGCAGCAGUGCGGGCAGCAGCAACUUUAGCUGCAGCAUCCUUAAAAACCUCAGUUUCAACCUCACAAUCGACAAUGGCAGCAGGACCAACAACAACAACAACAACAACAACAACAACAAACCAGGUCAGACCAUCGACCAACUCCACUCCUAAACCAGCAGACAAACACAGCGACCGACCCCAGAAGGUGACUCAGAAGAGGAGACUCUCUGAUGAGGACUCUACUCCGUCAUCGAGACCAGGAGACUCUCGGAAUGCUGCGACGAGACGGAACAACGCUGAUAGAGAGGAGAAGAAGACUGCAGCCCCGCCCUCUAAGAAGAGUAGAGACAAUGAGGAUACAUCAAGGAAGAAGAAAUCCUCCAAGCCCUUUGAGAGGUUAAUGGAGGGAGUGACGUUCGUCUUAAGUGGUUUCCAGAAUCCCCUGCGAGGUGACCUUAGAGACAAGGCAAUGGCGAUGGGCGCUAAAUACAAACCGGAUUGGGGGAAGGGAUGUACACAUCUUGUUUGUGCCUUUGCCAACACACCUAAGUUUAACCAAGUACAAGGCAAGGGCAAAAUAGUCACCAAGGGUUGGAUACUAGACUCCUACAAGAAGAAGUCUGUCCAUCCGUGGAGGAGGUACAAUAUGGUGUCCACCAGCGAUGACAGCUCAAGCUAUGAGGAAGAAAGUGAAACUGAGGAUGAAGAAGACAGGGAACCAAACAAGAGGAGAAGAGCACCACCCAAGAAAGCCACACCUAAUAAAGCAACUGCCACGUCUAAAACUGCCACGCCUAAAGUAGACACACCCAGAGAUGGCCGACCUGAUGAUGAGGAUAAAAAGGAAGAAGUUGCUGCUUCAUCAAUGGCUGAUCAGAGGACUGACCCUACCAAAGCUGCUACUGGGUCUGCUGAUUCUGUACCCGCUGAAGUAGCUGCUGCUGUUGAUGAUGACUGCAGUACAACAGACAUUGAGAGUGAGGAUGGAGGGAACAACCUGAACCCCAAAGCAUCCUUUCAAGAUGAUAUAUCAUCAGGAGGUGAUACUGAGGAUGAAGUCAGAAGGAUACAAGAAAACAAGAAAGUCAAAGCUAAGCCAAGUUCUACAGAUCCCUAUGAUAGUUCUACUGAUGAGGAACCCGACAGCGAGACACCAGACCCUCCAGUCUCUCCACCGUUGCCUACUGCUGUACCUGACCUGCCUGACUUCUUUGAAGGGAAGGUGUUUUUCCUCUACGGGAAGUUUGAAGCAGAGGAGAGGAGGCAGUUGACAAGGCUUAUUGUAGCAUUCGAAGGGACUGUGGAAGACUACAUGUCAGACCAAGUUAUCUUUGUUGUAACGAACUCAGAUUGGGAUGAUAACUUUGACAAGGCAUUAUCGGAUCAUCCUGGCCUGGCGUUUGUGCGUCCAAAGUGGAUCUACAAUUGCUGUGAGAAAUCCAAGAAGGUUCCCUAUCAGCCGUAUGUCAUCGUGCCGAGCUGAGUCUGGUCUGCUUCAACAAGUUUAGUGUAGAUCACUGAGGUGGCCAGGAGGUGUCGUGGCUGAGCGGUUGAGAGCAUAAAACUAAAGCUCUGGUGUAUCUGAUCAGUGGGGGUUCAAGUCCAAGUCGUGACACUUGUGUCCUUAGGCAAGACACUUAACCGGUGCUUCAUCCUUCGCAUGGCACAUAGAUGUAAAGCUGUAGGUCUUGUGUGGUUUUAUACAAACCUAUCAACCAAUGUACCCCAGUACACACUUAUUGUUAAGAGAAGGGGUUGGCUCAGGUGUUUCUGGCAGUGCGACUAUCUUCAAUCAUGAAGGCUGCACUAGAAAGGGAGAAGAAGACGAAGAAGAAGUUUAUUCGAUAUCUGCAUGCUGCAUGAUCAUUUUAUCACAUGAACUCUUUUGAAGGUAUGAUAAAAACAAUGAUAUAUCAAUGCUUUUAUGGAAGCUGUCAUUUGUUUCUGUGGUCUACACACAAUUCAACCAACCCUGUUAAAAAUUUUAACAUACUUGGACGUAAAGAUUGUUAACCUGUCCCCGCUCAACCCCAAAUUUAUUCAGCAGAGUGUUGGUUUGAAUCCCUGUCGUGACACUUGUGUCCUUGAGCAAGACACUUAACCAUAAACGCUAAUGGUUACUAUAGUGAGGGCAGAGAUUGUUUUUGUGAUUGAUUUAACUGAGUAGCGCAUCAUUUGUUGUACAGGUUGUAUAAUCUCAAGGGAGAUGAGCCGGUUUAAGGAAUGAAUUAAGGCCCAGUGACCAGGGGUAUAUAUAUAUUGGAAGCGCUUUGAGAU